Molecule: messenger RNA, 5474 nt
Organism: Ectocarpus sp. CCAP 1310/34
Lineage: Eukaryota; Phaeophyceae; Ectocarpales; Ectocarpaceae
Source: the annotation of a GenBank genome assembly
CAAGCUAUCAAGGGCUUGAGACCAAGCAGAACCGUUAGGAGAAGCUUGGGAGUUGAGGGACGGGCGGCGGGCGCGGUCGCACAGGAGAAAAACACCGGAGAACUAUCCCGUCCUGUAUUUGAACCCUGAGCUCGUUUGUUGCGCACGCUUUUGCCGUCCGGAGGCAAGAAAGGGCAAGUGAGUCUGGGGGCGUGCAGCAGUAACGAACAGGAUCAAUCGGGCUUCCGCGCGGCAAGUGUUGCUUCCCGCCGGGCGGCGUGUGCAAUGGGAUGUGCGCGCUCGAAGAAGCAGGUAGAUGAUCCCUUGGCGAACGGCGACGGAUCUGGCAGUGGGCAGCCGCUCACGACGAGGGAGAUCGAAGAGCGUGUCGAUGCUCCACCACAGAGCGAAACGGUGCAAAUCGCAGGUUGCUGGCUCAGGUGUAUACGCAUACGUAUCUCAAAGAGGGUUCUAUCCCGAUGAUCGCGAGAAGGCCAAUCAGGACGCGUACGGAGUUGCCACACACUUCGGUGGAGAUGCCAACAAGGCGUUAUUCACGGUGUACGAUGGGCACGGGAAGGAGGGCGACCUCUGCGCGGCGUUCUGCAAGGACACCCUGCCGGGGGUGCUGAGCCAGGAGUUGCGGGAAAGCAGGACAGUCGAGGAUGGCUUGAAAAGGGCCUUCAAUCGGACCAACGAGCAGUUACACCGCAACCAGAACGUGGACGAUGCUCUGUCGGGCACAACAGCCGUGGCCUUGUACCUGGAGGGGAGGGACAUGUGGGUGGCGAACGUAGGGGACAGCCGUGCCAUCGUGGUGCAGGAGCACGAGGGGAAUCUGGUGGCGAGACCGCUGUCGAGCGACCAGACGCCGUAUCGAAAGGACGAAAGAGAAAGAGUCAAGGCGGCCGGGGCUCGUGUGAUGUCGAUGGACCAGAUCGAGGGGCUGGAGCCAAUACACGAAAACUGGGGGGACGUUGACCUCGGGGUGGAGCUCGAUGAGGGGGGUGACCCACCGAGGAUCUGGAGUCCCUUCGGCGAGUAUCCGGGUACGGCCUUCACGCGCAGCAUGGGGGACGUGAUCGCGGAGGAGCUCGGGGUCACGGCGGAUCCGGAGAUCAUUCGACGAAGAAUACACCCACAUGACAAGUUUCUCGUGAUCGCGAGUGAUGGGGUGUUCGAGUUCCUUACCAACCAGAGCGUGGCAGACAUGGUGUCCAUGUAUCCGGACCCGUUGGAUGCGUGUAAGAAGGUGGUCCAGGAAUCGUACGACCUGUGGCUGCAGUACGAGGUUCGGACGGACGACAUCACCAUCAUCUGCAUCUACAUCGAGGGGAUGGAAGCGGAAAAGGCGGGGUCGCCGAAGGCGAAGGAGGCCGACCUGGACAACAUCGCCCUGCAGGGGUUGAGGCCCGUGCGUAAGGAGACGUCUUGGCACCGCAAGCGCCAGCUGAUCAUGUCGAACGAGCCCGUCGGCUGGCGGAAACCCUUCCGCCUGGAAGGCACCAAGGAGGAGUCGUACGCCAUGGAGGACCACGUCGUGCCCAAGUCGGCGGAGGAACGGGCGUGCAUCCUGCAGGCCAUCAAGACCAACUUCUUGUUCGAGCACACCACGGACAAGCAGAACAAGGUGCUGGUGGACGCGAUGCGGAAGCGGAAGGUAAAGGCGGGGGAGUGGGUCAUCCGGCAGGGUGACAAGGGCGACUGCUUCUUCAUCAUCGACAAGGGGACUUUCGAGGUCAAGGUUAACCCUAACCCCGCCACUACCGGGGUCAUCACGGAUGAGAAGGAUGCGGGCCAAACGGUACACGUGUACGAGCCGACGGACACAAUCAAACCGUGCUUCGGGCACCUGGCCCUCAUGUACAGCAAGCCAAGGUCUGCAAGCGUGUUUGCGAAGACAAACGGCUCGUUGUGGGAGCUGGACAGGCCCGUUUUCCAGCACGUUUUGCUCAAGAAGUCGAGGCGGGAUGUGGCACACACGCUGCGGCAGGUGGGCGUGUUGCAAACGUUGACGCUACUGCAGGUGCACCAGCUCUGCGACGUGUUGACGGAGGUGGUCUACGAGGCAGGCCAAACAAUCAUCACUCAGGGGGAAGUGGGCGAUACGUUUUUCAUUUUGAAGGAGGGGCGCGCCUUGGUGACGCAGAACGGGGGCAAGUCCGGCCGGGAGCAGAAGCGUUUGCGGCGCAUGGAGGAGUACUCGUUCUUCGGGGAGAGGGCGUUGCUCACGAGGGAGCCGAGAAGCGCCAACGUCGUCGCCGAGACAAAAGUGAGAUGCUUGGUGCUGUCUCAGCAGGCGUUUGAAGAGCAGCUGGGGCCGCUUUCAGCGCUCAUCGACAAGGAACGGAUAAAACGGGAAGAUCGGGGGGGGGUCCCGAUGCUUCAGGAUCUUCAACUCCUGGGGGAGAUCGCAAAGGACGAUCUCGGGCAGAUCAACGCGUGCCGAUUGCCACAAAAGUCCACUCCCUUUACGCUAAGGACGAUGUGGAAAUCCGAUGUGGUGGCGGAGCAACAGCGGACAUUGGUUCUCAAAUCGUCGGAGAUGCUCAAGCACAUCGCCGAGGCUCCGACAAUGCGACUGGGGUGCGUUGCAGUGCCUCCGUUGGUCAGCACGUACAACAUGGAGGCUAGCCUUCACGUCCUGCACCAAGUCUCGGCCGUGUGCACCCUAAGCUCGUUGAUGGAGAUGAAGACGGUCGUGCCGCAGGAUAUGGUGCGACACCUGACGGCGUGUCUGGUGUUGGGGCUGGAGGCGUUGCACAGAUGCGAUGUCCUCUAUCGCGCGCUCAGCCCAGAGCUCGUUUUUCUCGACAGCAGGGGUUAUGCCGUGCUGAUGGAGUACCGCAUGUCCAGGCUCGGCACAACGGACGCCUUCACCAUCUGUGGAACUCCAGAGUACUUGGCGCCCGAGCAGGUUCGACACCAGGAGCACUCUAAGGCCGUCGACUUCUGGGGGUUGGGGGUGCUCAUCUAUGAGCUCUCCCACGGGACGUCUCCAUUCCAAGCUGAUUCUGAGAUGACUAUCUACAACAAGAUCAGCUCGCACCGUGCGGGCAUGCUGGAGAUCCCCACGUCCUUCGUACCAGCGAUGGGAGACUUCAUCGACCGCCUACUUCACCACGACCCACAGGAGCGACUGGGCUCGAAAGCGGACGACAUCGCUGCGAUAAAGACACACCAGUGGUUCGCGGGCUUCGACUGGGGGGGUGUGCAGGCGGGGGAGUGCUACAACCAGGAGCUGCAGCAGCUGGCCCACGCCGAGGCACAGAAGUUGGCUGGGCAGGAGGGGGAGCUGCCUGACGGGGGCAAGGGCUACUCCGACGACCAAUCCAUUUGGCAGCGGUUUUGACAUGAGAUCCAUCGUCUGAGCCUUGGUGUAACCUAGUGUAGCCUCGUAUCUUAGAAACACCCACAUCUACAGUAGUAGUUAUUGACCGACUGAUACAUGCCACUUUUUUUUAGGGGGAGCGGCGGGGGCGGGGGGGAUGGUGUGUGUUUCCCCCAAACAAAUACGCCGAAAGUUGGCUGAGUUUGGGGUGCGGGUAUUUCUACCCCGACCGCGAGAGGACUGGCACGGCGUGUUGUCACACGAGUUCCCUCGGUAGCGAAGGCGUGGACCUUGUUUCUGAAGGUGACGAGUCGGCUUGCUGCUUGUUUUGACCUUUUUUUUUCCCUUUGAGAAAGAGAAGGCAAAGGACAAGCAAAAUGAGAAUCCUUCCUUGUCUUGCUCGUUUCAAGAGGUUUCUUUGUGCGUUAUAGCUGGUUUGCGAUCGGCAGCGGCCCUGCGGAGAACUGUGUGUGGUUGUUGCAACAAUCGAUGGGUGGGAAAAUGGAGAGCACCCAGGCUAUGGUGUGAUCGAUCAGAGUCGAUUGCUGUGAGGUGCCCGGGUUUUGAGUCCCCCCCUGGUGUCUCCCAACAACUAAUGCCUCCAUGUCGCACAGCCCAGAAGCAGGUGGAGACUAGCUGCCCUGCAGGAGCCCGGCGAUUUAUGGCAGGGCUGGUUAUUUGCUGGGUUUCUGUUGUUCUCUCCUGCUGCAGGCAGUGGAGCGGUGGUAAGACUGAGCUGUUUGUACGUGUGGGCAACGCCCCCGGAAUAUGUUGUUGCAAGGGUUGAUUCGCGCGGUGUUUUUUGCUCGGUGUGUGCGUGGCUGCCCCAGCCUGGGGUAAGCCUCCUGCGAAAGGCUCAAGUAUCCAUAGGUUUUCGUUGUUGGCGGGGGCCCCGACCGGCCGACCUUUCUCUAUUUCUCGUGGCAAUCUAUCCCAUCUCCCCCAACUCUGGCUGUUGCUUUCAUCCUGCUCUUUCUCCGUCUGUUUCUGCACUCCCCAGUGUGAUGAGUUCCCUCGUCUUGUGCUCGCUUCUCGCAGUUUUACCGAAAGCCGUCAGGAACGUGCUGCGGUUGUAUGCAUCAUAAUCGUCCGGAUGGUGAUGAGGUUUGCGUGUAUUGAUGUUAUAUUGGCCGUUGGACUGAACCCAAGUUUACAUCCACGCCGUUUUUUUCUUGAAUGAGGGUGUUCGGAGUUCCUACCGUUUGAAGCGUGACGGCUGUUGGCGAAGGGGGCGGGGGUAUUGGCCACAGUAAAAGGCGAGAUCGACCGAUCUUUGUGUUGCCCGUGUUGAGACGGAGAGAGAGAUCGCCAACGCCUCGAGUGUUGUUCGGCGUUCGGAUUUUGUUUUUUUGUUUUAUCGGUGGUGCACUGAAAAGAAGGUUUUGCCUCCCUUUUCAUCAGCCACCUUCGCGGAUAAGCGUCUGCUGUGAUUGCCUAUCCUGCCGAUAACUGUGCUAGACUCUAUACCCGAAGGUAUAGAACAGUGAAUUUCUACAGCAAAGCUUGUUUUUUGUCCUUGCUGAGGUAGUCGAUGGCGUGCUGCCGUAGAUUGCGAGGAAACGGGAGACAAUGUAUACUGCAGGUCAUGGUUUCCAGCGAUUUUGUCGGGCACACUUGCAUUUUUUAUGUGCGAGAGCUAACUAUCUAUUUAGAUAUGUUCCCUCCAUGUGUUCGUAGCAUAUUUGCUUGUCGGGGGAAAGACGGCCGUCGGUAUAGUUGGUACUUGGUGAGUAAGUGGGGCCACGAGAAGGUGUGGGAAGGAAAAUGCAUGUGCAGCCCUAGUUUUCUUUUUUGUCAAAGUCAACAAUUUCCACCCGCGUGAAGGUCUUGAUUUGCUUCCCAGUGAUGAUUCAAGUUGAGUCAUGUUAAUUUGAGCCAUUUCCAACUGCUGGUGCAUGGGGUAGUUACACAUCCAUCCAUGAGCAUCCGGACGGCAGAACGUUGUCUGCAGUAUAGCUGGAGGCAGCUGGUUUAUUUGAUACUUCUUCUGAAGCUCUACCUCCGGGGGGGUUCUCGAUUGUUUUUUCAUCUGAUUGAAAAUGCCCAUCAACAGGGGUAGGGAGCUUGUCGUGCGUGAGCGCGGUACAAUGUACAAGGUUUGCCAAGAUGAAAGCUUUCUUCGGCAGGGGGGAAAAUCGGUCCAGGGGAUGCACCGUAACGUCGC